AUGGGUCACCUCCACCUGCUGCUUGUGGAGAACUUCAAGUCGUGGCGGGGCCACCAAGUCAUCGGCCCCUUCAAGAAGUUCACCUGUAUCAUCGGCCCCAAUGGCUCCGGAAAAUCUAAUAUCAUGGAUGCACUUAGUUUUGCAAUGGGAGAAAACCCAACUAAUUUAAGAGUAAGAAAUAUUCAAGAGCUUAUUCAUGGAGCACAUAUUGGAAAACCGAACUCUUCUUUUGCAAGUGUAACAAUUGUGUAUGUGGAGGAGAGUGGAGAGGAGAAAACAUUUGCAAGAAUUAUUCGAGGGGAAGGCUCAGAAUUUCGUUUCGAUGAUAAGCCUGUGAGUCGAACUGCCUACUUAGCAGAGUUGGAGAAGAUAGGUAUAAUACUCCAAGGGAGGAACUGUCUAGGUUUUCAGGGAACCACGGAGUCAAUGUCAUUGAAAAAUCCAAAAGAAAUAACCCAGUUUUUUGAAGAAAUCAGCACCUCAGGAAAGCUUACAGGAGAAUAUGAAGAAAAAAAGAAAAAGUUACAGCAAGCUGAAGAGGAUACACACUUCUAUUUUAAUAAGAAAAGGAGGGCAGCUGCUGAGCGCAAACGUGCAAAAUUACAGAAAGAAGAGGCAGAACGCUACCAGAGUCUUCUUGAAGAACUGGAAAUGAACAAGAUACAGCUGCAGCUCUUCCAACUAUAUCAUAAUGAGAGAAAGAUUCGUUUUCUGAGCAUUGAGUUAGAGCACGCGAAUUGGGAGUUGGGUGUCACAAAAGAGUCACUUUCUCAUCAGGAAGAUGUAGUUAAAGCCAAGAAGAGGGAACACGGAAUGUUAACUAGACAAGUACAACAAACGGAGAAAGAAUUAAAGGAAGUCGGGAAAUUGCAAGAAGACAUUGAGAAAAUCCAAACUUCUCUGAAGCAUAAACGAUCGGAGAAACGCAACAUCCUGCUUAAUUGCAAAGUUCAAGACAUUAAGGUCGUCCUCCUGCAGGGGUCCCUGGAUGACAUCAUUGAUGUGGAGGCUGUCCAGUCAGACAAGGACGUGGAGGUCCAGCGUGCACUGCUUCUGCAGCAGAUAGCCUCCCAGGAAGACGUGCUACUGAAGACAGCCACUCCCAACCUGCGAGCCGUGGAGAACUUGAGGAGCAUCCGUGACAAGUUGAAGGAGCUCACAGAAGCUUUCGAGGCCAACAGAAAUGAAGCCAGAAUCUGCAGGCAACAGUUUGAACAGGUGAAAAGAAGGAGAUACGAUCUUUUCAACCAAUGCUUUGAGCACGUGUCCGUCUCAGUUGAUCAAAUCUACAAGAAGCUCUGCAGAAACAGCAGUGCCCAAGCGUUUCUGAGCCCAGAGAACCCAGAAGAGCCGUACUUGGAGGGAAUUGGCUACAGCUGUGUGGUUCCAGGCAAGCGCUUCAUGCUGAUGGACAACCUGUCAGGGGGAGAAAAGUGUGUGGCGACGUUGGCGCUGCUGUUUGCGGUGCACAGCUUUCGGCCUGCUCCGUUCUUCGUGUUAGAUGAAAUGGAUACGGCCCUCGACAACGCCAGCCUCGGCAAAGUAAGUACCCUUCCGCUCGAUUCCAUCAGAGCGCAGAGUGGUCAGCUGACAGCAGCUGGAGGAGACUUCCCUGGCUCCACAUUGCCGCUGGCCACACUGGCGGGCAUUCGGAGUUGUGCUGAGAAGUCCACCCUGAGAGGCGAGCUCCCUGCUGGGGUGCCACCCGCACAGAUGUGGGCCUUUCAGGAAAGGCCUGGGAGCUGGCAGGUUCUGCAGUCUGAGAUACCUUCUGGUGGCAUUUGGCAAGACUACUGCACAUUCAGCCGAGUUCUGACCCUCGAUAUCUCUCAGUACCCAGACACCGACGGACCUGAGGACAGCAACGGGCAACCAGAGGCCCCCAAGGAUCCAGCGCCCUCUUGA
Chrysochloris asiatica (Cape golden mole) is the source of this 1905-nucleotide messenger RNA. RefSeq names its product structural maintenance of chromosomes protein 1B-like. Bases 1 to 1905 code for a protein of 634 amino acids. Gene Ontology annotation, molecular function: ATP hydrolysis activity; DNA binding; ATP binding. Gene Ontology annotation, biological process: sister chromatid cohesion. The transcript has 12 exons. Lineage: Eukaryota; Metazoa; Chordata; Mammalia; Afrosoricida; Chrysochloridae. Gene Ontology annotation, cellular component: nucleus; cohesin complex. The record is from RefSeq and is a predicted model, not a curated record.